AUGACUGCUUUUAUUGUUGGAUCAAGUGGAUUAGUUGGUAACUAUAUCUUGAAACACGCACCAGAAUAUUAUUCAAAUGUUGUUAGUUUAAGUAGAUCUAAACCAGAUAAUAGUGAAAAUGAUCAAAUAACCACAAUAUUAGAGAAAAACAGUGAUGAAUGGACUAAACAAAUUGAUAAUUUCCAACUGAAAGAAGAUAAUACUGCUUUCUUUUCAGGAUUAGGUACUACAAAAGCCGCUGCUGGUGGUAUUGAAAAUCAACGUUUAAUUGAUUAUGAUUUAAAUUUAAAUUUAGCUAAAGCUGCUAAGGCAAAAGGUUUUAAGAAAUACAUCUUGAUUUCAUCAUAUGGAGCUUCAAAAGAUUCUAAAUUUCCUUAUUUAAAAAUGAAAGGUGAAUUAGAAGAUGCAGUUAAAGAUUUAGGAUUUGAAUCAACAAUUAUUUUACAACCAGGUGUAUUAUUAGGUGAUAGAAAAAUCAGUAAAGGAUUUGGUAAUAAUUUGAUGGUUAGUCUUACUUCAUGGUCUACUGGAACUCCAUUCUCUAAAUACUUGUUUAAUCCAAUUCAUGGUGAAGAUGUUGCAAAAGCUGCGUUGAAAUUGGCCCAAAAGGAGACUUCUGAGAAAGUUGUUGUUGUUGGUGGUUCUGAGCUUUAUGACAUUGCCAGAUCAUGA
Molecule: messenger RNA, 672 nt
Organism: Hansenula ciferrii
Lineage: Eukaryota; Fungi; Ascomycota; Saccharomycetes; Phaffomycetales; Wickerhamomycetaceae
Gene: FMP52
Product: Fmp52p
Exons: 1
Coding region: 1-672 (223 amino acids)
Biological process (GO): import into nucleus
Cellular component (GO): cytoplasm
Source: RefSeq, a predicted model, not a curated record